CCCACUUACCUAACACCACAAACAGUCUCACCAACUUAACACCAAUUUUAUACCCUAUUAUCUCAACUAUAACCUUAAAAUUUGAUACAUUUUCAUUAAUCAUGAACAUUUAGUCUACGAAUUAUGUUUAAACAAAUAUUGUUUUCUGCUUCAAGAGUUACUCUAGCCGCUAGAGCAACCUCAGUUUGUUCAAUUCAAAAUGUGAUCAAACAAAAUGUCACUCAACCAUUAUUAAUCAGAAAUUUCACAUCUUUAUUAACUAACCAAAGUCCAAUUAUUGCUCCUAAUAUUCUUUUCGAAAAAUCGAAAUUACAAACUAUAAACACACCUAUAAGAACAGUGACAAAAUUCUCGUAUAGAAAAGGAAAAAGAAAAUCCGUCAAGACCGUAUUAAGAAGAUUCUAUCGUUUACAUUGGGGUGCAUGGAUAAGAACCAAAUGUGGUAGAAAUAAAAAGCUGUGGAAAAAGAGUCCUCCAAGAAAACGUAGAUUGAGACAACACGUUUUCUGUAAUGCCUCCCAAAGUUAUAAAUUAGAUAAAAUGGUGGGACCUUUCUGGAGGAAACGACGGUAUUACAUCGAUGAUCCGUACGAUCCUUAUCAUUCAAGAGAAGAAUGGGCGUUUACCCGGACUAAACCCAGACCAUACAUCCCUCCAGAGGAAAGAAUUCAGUAAUUGAGUAAAUAUAAAGUUGUUUCUCAUUUU
Diorhabda carinulata is the source of this 705-nucleotide messenger RNA. RefSeq names its product 39S ribosomal protein L35, mitochondrial (gene mRpL35). Gene Ontology annotation, cellular component: ribosome; mitochondrion. Gene Ontology annotation, molecular function: structural constituent of ribosome. Gene Ontology annotation, biological process: translation. The transcript is spliced from 2 exons. The record is from RefSeq and is a predicted model, not a curated record. Bases 124 to 675 code for a protein of 183 amino acids. NCBI's taxonomy places the organism in Eukaryota, Metazoa, Arthropoda, Insecta, Coleoptera, Chrysomelidae.